CAACACUCGUAUCGCAACUAUUGCUACCUACCUCCUCCCUCUUAUAUUACUAGGCCAUCAAACAUUCAAACCUAACCCCAAACUCAAACCAUGUCUUCUUCCCAUUGUCCGUCACCGUUACCCUCCGUCACCAAACUUCAAGUAGACUGCGUUACUUUUCCACCCUCGGUCAUCUCACCGGCUUCCUCCACUCCCCUCUUCCUCGGUGGCGCAGGCGUGCGAGGUUUGGACAUACACGGAAAAUUCGUGAUCUUCACCGUCAUCGGAGUUUAUCUAGCUCCUGUCGCCGUCCCGUCACUUUCCGUUAAGUGGAAAGGCAAAACGACAGAGGAGUUAACGGAAUCCGUCCCCUUCUUCCGUGAAAUUGUCACAGGUUCGUUUGAAAAGUUUAUUAAGGUGACGAUGAAACUGCCGUUAACGGGACAUCAAUAUUCGGAGAAAGUAACGGAGAACUGUGUGGCGAUUUGGAAAUCGCUAGGUAUCUACACAGACGCUGAAGCUAAAGCUGUGGAGAGGUUCUUGGAAGUCUUCAAGGACCAAACGUUCCCUCCUGGUGCUUCGAUCCUCUUUGCUCUCUCCCCUAACGGGUCUCUCACGAUUGCCUUUUCCAAAGACGAUCAUAUUCCUAAAACCGGAAAAGCCGUGAUCGAGAAUAAAUUGCUGGCAGAGGCAGUUCUUGAAUCGAUCAUAGGAAAGAAGGGUGUGUCUCCUGGGACUAGAUUGAGUCUUGCCGAGAGAUUAUCUCAGCUGAUGAAGGAGAACAAGGUCGAAGAAGAUGCAACAAAGACUGAUAAUCAAGAUGAAGCUAACGAUCUCUCCCUUGGAGAUAAGUUGGCCAAAGAGAACUAAUCGUGUGGGAGGUUUUUCUUGGUCGUCUUUGAGGGCUUUAUGUUUCUAUAUCUAAUCAUGUUGUUUAUUUCACAUCUCACAUGUGUUUAUUUGCUUCUACUCGUAAGAAUAAUUAAAUAAUCUCAUAAAAUUGGAACACAUCGACCAAAACUGUAUUAUCAGUGAUGUUGAUUCUAUAAAUUAUGAACAAAACCGAUUAUCUGA
Messenger RNA from Raphanus sativus (radish), 1053 nucleotides. Its product is annotated as chalcone--flavanone isomerase-like. NCBI's taxonomy places the organism in Eukaryota, Viridiplantae, Streptophyta, Magnoliopsida, Brassicales, Brassicaceae. The transcript has 4 exons. Gene Ontology annotation, biological process: flavonoid biosynthetic process. The record is from RefSeq and is a predicted model, not a curated record. Gene Ontology annotation, molecular function: chalcone isomerase activity. The coding region runs from base 91 to 849 and encodes 252 amino acids.